GGUGCCAUCAACACAAUGGUUGCCACUUACACCGAGCAACUCCUUAUAUACCAAGACGUUCGGUUGGCAUGGGCUGCACAGCUACCAACUCUCCCAGUAGCAGUCAGAGUGGCAAGAUUCUUGGAAUUAGAAGGAGUCAUUGUUACUCUGGACGGUCAAGGACGUGUCAAUUGUUGUUAUCUUGGUACGGAUCCUUCGUUUUCUGUAAUACCAUCUGUUGCAGCUCGUGAAUUUAAUUACGAGGAGGCACAAGAGGAGAUGAAGGAGCUAAACAAAAUUGCCAGGGAGCACAGCAAGUCGUCUUCGGAUGCUUUACCUGGAAUCGAAGAAGAGCUGAAGUUAAUUCCAUUUGUUUCGCCUGAAUUAGAUGCGACUCCAUUUAGACCUGACGAGCUAAUGGAAUCAGAGGAGGAUUCCAGGCCAUCUGUGACCGUGAAGUUGCGAGUGAAUUGUCAGUCUCAUAUGUCACUUUUGGAUGUCAUCAUCACCAUCCAUUGUGAGCCACCACUAUCCGUAGAUCACUCGAUAGCUCAUCUUAUGCAAAUAGGUCCUCCAAAUCCAGAAUCUGAGUUAGAAUUUAUAUUCUUCACCGUCGGCAAUUUCUUACCUCUUGACUUGUCAGUGACAGCAACAGCAUCAUAUGCAAACAGUACAGGAGCACCUCGUCUUGUUCAAUGCAUGUUUUCUCUGCCUCUCAGCCUGUUCUGUUCUGCUUGUCCGCCAGCGAAAUCGGCUGAACACAAGAUUACUUUAGAAACGAACAGACCGACUGUGCCAUUGCCUGCUAUAUUUCCAGAUUUCGAAUUGCCGGAUUUACCUCAGAAUGUUCUGGCCGUCCAGUUUCACUCCGAAGCCUGUGUAACCAUUUUAGCCUCUAAAAAUUCUCAGAGAUAUAGAUUGCAAUCAGAUGCAUUAGAAGCACUCAGUGCUGUGGUUGUGGAGUUUGACAGACGGAUACGAAACCAUUUUGGAGAUUCGCAGGAUUUUGAAAUCUCAUUUAUUGGGAAUCUGCCAACUUUGGAGUACUUUACACUCAUUGAGACUCAUCUUGAAGCUCGUUUGUUGGAAGAGACCUAUCAGCAUUUGCUAGCAGAAAGAGCUCAACAGUUCCGGUCAAUACAAAAACGUUUGUUGACUCGUUUCAAAGACAAGACGCCAUCUCCGUUGGCUAAUCUGGAUACUCUUUUGGAUGGCACGUAUCGACAACUGAUGGCUAUUGGUGAGGCGCAUAAAGACAAUUCGGUGUCUAUCCACCAGAAAGCGAAUUCACUAGCAUGUGGCACUAACCUCAUGCUGUACAUUCUCCAGCUACGAACUCGAAUGUCACCUGAUGAAUUUCGUGUUCUGUCCAGUGCCAUGUCUACGAGGGUGCCUCCUCCUGGAGAAUUGGGUUGGGAGGAAAUUACGUUAGCAUCUAUUCAACAUUUACUUAGAUCUUGCUUGGCAAAAAACGAUCGGGAGCAAUCAACUACAUCGGCAGCUCUAAAGAUGCCCCGAGACGCUACACGGUUGGAGAAGCAUAUCGCUCUAUUCUUUGAUCGGUUACUAAAGGGUGGGAAAUUGUCUCUCAUUCCACAAGCCAUCCGACCAAUUCCUAAAUCAGAAGCUCUCAAAGCUUCUGCAGGUGAUGAAAAUGACUCAGGAUUGGCAAUAAAUGGUGAUACAAAGGACAUCUUAUUACCAAAACAUAAUCAACCCAAUCCCAUAUCUCCUCCUCCACCAUCCGCUGAAUCAGCCGCUUUUGCUGUAUCGGCCGUCAUGUCGGCAGCUUUCAAAGGAAAGAGUCGUCUCAGUCCACUUCCUGAAGUCACAACAGGGCAGACAGUGUAGGGACUGGCGUGUGUUUUGCUAUUAGAUUAUAACCAUCGACAAUAGAUAUUUUAUUUUUGUGGGAGUAGGGCGGCACAGCAGCGAUGUCAGGCCACAGACUGUAUAGCUAAAAACUGUAGUGACAAACUUGAUACUAUACAUAAUGUACAUGUAUUAUACAGUCUCCUUGUAGACAGUAUGAAGUUAUUUGUCUGAAAGUGUCAUUCAAAGUCAUUACAGGUGUAAUGUCCAUGGCAAAGUCUUACUGUGUUGUACAAGCUUGGUGCUGUGACUAAUAGAAAUAGGUUUUUGAGCUUGUUAAAUACAGGAAAAUCAAGAAUAAAGGAU
Corticium candelabrum is the source of this 2157-nucleotide messenger RNA. Its product is annotated as protein PTHB1-like. The coding region runs from base 16 to 1830 and encodes 604 amino acids. The record is from RefSeq and is a predicted model, not a curated record. Gene Ontology annotation, biological process: cilium assembly. The transcript has 17 exons. NCBI's taxonomy places the organism in Eukaryota, Metazoa, Porifera, Homoscleromorpha, Homosclerophorida, Plakinidae. Gene Ontology annotation, cellular component: membrane; BBSome.